Messenger RNA from Capra hircus (goat), 1862 nucleotides. Its product is annotated as regulator of nonsense transcripts 3B-like. Gene Ontology annotation, cellular component: cytoplasm; nucleolus. The record is from RefSeq and is a predicted model, not a curated record. Gene Ontology annotation, molecular function: mRNA binding. NCBI's taxonomy places the organism in Eukaryota, Metazoa, Chordata, Mammalia, Artiodactyla, Bovidae. The transcript is spliced from 2 exons. The coding region runs from base 72 to 1484 and encodes 470 amino acids. Gene Ontology annotation, biological process: positive regulation of translation; nuclear-transcribed mRNA catabolic process, nonsense-mediated decay.
CCGGGAGGCGUAGGUGCCCGACGUAGCGGCGUUUAGGCCGAGCUACCGCGGUGAGGAGCGAAGCUGUGGCCAUGAAGGAGGAGAAGGAGCACAUGCCUAAGGAGAAGCGAGUAACCCUCUUGACUCCCCCAGGUGCUACAGGCAGCGGCGGUGGGGCUUCGGGAGACAGCACCAAAGGGGAAGAUAAGCAGGAUCGGAACAAGGAGAAGAAAGAGGCGUUGAGCAAGGUGGUAAUUCGGAGAUUACCGCCCACUUUGACCAAGGAGCAGCUUCAGGAACAUCUUCAGCCUAUGCCUGAGCAUGAUUAUUUUGAGUUUUUUUCUAAUGAUACUAGUUUGUAUCCUCAUAUGUAUGCAAGAGCAUACAUCAACUUUAAAAACCAAGAGGACAUUAUUUUGUUCAGGGAUCGUUUUGAUGGUUAUGUAUUCCUUGACAAUAAAGGUCAGGAAUAUCCUGCCAUCGUAGAAUUUGCACCUUUUCAAAAAGCUGCAAAAAAGAAGACUAAGAAAAGAGAUACUAAAGUUGGAACUAUUGAUGAUGAUCCAGAAUAUAGAAAAUUUUUGGAGAGCUAUGCUGCAGAUAAUGAGAAAAUGACAUCUACUCCAGAGACACUGCUAGAGGAAAUAGAAGCAAAAAAUAGAGAACUAAUAGCUAAAAAGACAACUCCACUUUUGAGCUUCCUGAAAAACAAGCAGAGGAUGAGAGAAGAAAAGAGAGAAGAAAGGAGGCGGCGAGAAAUAGAAAGAAAAAGACAAAGAGAAGAAGAGAGGAGAAAGUGGAAAGAAGAAGAGAAACGAAAACGGAAAGAUAUAGAAAAGCUAAAGAAGAUAGACAGAGUUCCAGAAAGGGACAAAUUAAAGGAUGAACCAAAGAUUAAGCUGCUCAAGAAGCCAGAAAAAGGAGAUGAAAAAGAAUUGGACAAAAGAGAAAAGCUCAAGAAAUUGGACAAAGAGAAUCUGAGUGAUGAAAGAGCCAGUGGGCAAAGUUGUACAUUGCCCAAGCGUUCUGAGGGUGAAUUUAAAGAUGAAAAGCCUAAGAGACCUGAAGAUGAGAGUGGCAGAGAAUACAGGGAGAGGGAGCGGGAUUAUGAUCGAGACCAAGAGCGCAUCCUGCGGGAGAGAGAGAGGCUGAAGCGGCAGGAAGAAGAGCGCCGGAGGCAGAAGGAGCGCUAUGAGAAAGAGAAGGCUUUCAAGAGAAAGGAAGAAGAAAUGAAGAAGGAGAAAGAAGCACUUCGGGAUAAAGGAAAGAAGCCUGAAAGUACAGAGCCAGUAGGCAGCUCAGAAAAAACUGAAAAGAAAGAAGAAGUGGUUAAGAGAGAUCGCAUAAGAAACAAGGAUCGCCCGGCGAUGCAGCUUUACCAGCCAGGAGCUCGAAGCCGAAAUCGACUCUGUCCCCCUGAUGACAGCACCAAGUCCGGAGAUUCAGCCAUAGAAAAAAAGCAGGAAAGUGGUAUUAGCCAUAGAAAAGAAGGAAGCGAGGAGUGAUAGGUCCAAAUGGCCUUAGGUGUCCUGACUGUCUAGGCAGCCAAAGAGCACGAAUUAAGCAAUCCAGAAGUGCCUUCAGGGCAAAGGAAUAGAGAGAGAGAGAAAGGGGGUCGCUGUGCUGGUGGGGUACACUGCAGAGGAGUAUGUUUUGCGUUAAAGCAGGAACCCGAUUGCAGGUUCAGAUUGGAAGUACAGUUUUCAUUUUUUAUGCAGUUGCUACAAAUUUAAAGUGUCAGACAAAGCUGAGGGGGAGAGGACAUGCAUUGCAGUUUGCAGGCAAGAAGUAUCACGAGAGGACUUACUUAGGUAUGACACGAGAAGAAGAUAGAAGAAGUGGCUUUAAAAUCAAAAGGUUUUCUUAAUCCUGGAUUGAAUUUU